GAAAUUUGUCCGCAACGACACAUCUCACGGGUUACGCGUAGUGGUAGAACACUCACACCCUUUUAGAAACCACGGUUAACUGAGCACAAAUGCCUUUUUGUUUUUGUUCUUGUUCUACAAGAUGAGUUAACAUCGGGGUACAGCUGUUGAUUUAGUUUUUUAAAUAUCCUUACCACUUUGUGACUUUUUGUGCUUCUUGGAACGACUGCACUUCAUGGCGAAUGUGUCAACAACAUCUGCUGUUGCUGGAAAGUCCGCGCGAGAGAGGUUGCAUCCAGUUCUUCAUGGAGCUGCGAGUGACUGCCAGCCAUUGCCGUCUUAUCAGGAAUACCCCGCGCCCCGGCCUUUCAUCAACCCACCAAGUGACGUUCAUGUACCCCAUCGACCUCCAUCACCCAGCAAAGGCUAUCCUGAGACCAACAGUGCAGCCAUCUUGUCGGCAUUGAGGCAUCUCCAGGAAAAGAUCCGGAAGUUGGAGCUGGAGAGCAAACGAGACGAACUCGUAAGGAGAGAAACACCGCGUCCACACACCACUAGGAUGAGUCUGAGGACCUCAACUAGCCAAACGGUCAUGGGGAGAGUGACGAAUAAUCAGUCCAACUGUAACCAAGCGUUAGUCACCCAACUUGCGGCUGCAGAGUCUCGCUGUCUGAAUCUGGAGCGUCAGCUGGAUCACAUGAGGAAGAUGUUGCACAACGCCCAGGGAGAGAAGAAGAGCCUUUUAAAACAGCAGGUGACCAUAAAUGCGCCGAGGUCCACGCACGAACAAACCACAACGGAGUCUGAGCGUGUCCAGCUGCAGAAAAUAUUAAGACUGGAGCAGGAAUAUCUCAGACUGACACGCACUCAGGCCCAAGCUGAGGUGAAGAUUCAAGAGUUGGAGCAGAAACUGCAGGAAGAGGAGCACCAGAGAAAGUUGGUCCAGGAUAAAGCAAACCAGCUGCAGUCGGGUUUGGAGGUCAACAGAAUCCUGCUGCAGUCGACUUCGCCGCAUCCCGAAGACAGGAAGUCAAUUUUAAAGAAUAAGUCUUCCCACUGGGAACCUCACUACAAACUGAACCUCAACGAUGUACCUUUUGUGACCGGCACGUCGGUAAGCGGCAGCCACUCGGUCCGAGCCAACGUGCAGUCGGUUUUGUCUCUCCUGAAGCGCCACCAGCCUCACCUGUGCAACAGCCGCGUCCUCGCCAGAAACAACAACGCCGUCCGCUCGGGUCGGACAAACCGGCGCCAUUCGGACGGUUCCUCUGGCUCCGCCUCCUCCGCCAGUGGGGAGCUGUCGGAACUUCUACAGGCGCUGCAGGAGGAGCUCAGAAUGAUGAGCUUAGAGCAAGACGAGCUGAUGCGCGAGCUGGAGCGCAGUCGUUCUCUGCAGGAGCGAAGACAGCUACAGCGCGAGCAGGAGACCUUGCUCCUCAAAAUGGAACGCAAAGGAGAACAGAUUAGUAAAAUCUACAGGCACAAAAUUCAGAUGAGGAAAUUAAAAAAGGAGGCGUGCCGGAAGAAUCCAACCAGAGUGAGCGCAGUCAAACCAGGAGAAAAUAGCAAGCACACUCUCAGGCUGCUCAAGGAUAUGAAAGCUCUGCAGACAUCUUUAACAUAGAGAAAUGAAUACUACAAAUGAACCCAAAUCCAUUUUAAAGUGCAUCUUAACAAAUCCCUCUUGUCACUUUGGCUCAAUGUUUGCUACAACUCAGCUGUGGAUUAUAAAAGGGUUUACAGACUCGAGACCGAACAGGGGUGUGGAGACUUUUUAUAACCAUUAAAGCAUUUACCUCAACUGUUUUUUUCUGCACUUCAAUGCAGUACAUUCCACAAUCUAUAACAAAAAAAUGGUGCCGACAAGUCUGCCUUGUGUUGUAAAACCAUUCCUU
Messenger RNA from Syngnathus acus (greater pipefish), 1874 nucleotides. It is a transcript of the gene cep57, whose product is annotated as centrosomal protein 57. The transcript has 11 exons. The record is from RefSeq and is a predicted model, not a curated record. Bases 215 to 1603 code for a protein of 462 amino acids. NCBI's taxonomy places the organism in Eukaryota, Metazoa, Chordata, Actinopteri, Syngnathiformes, Syngnathidae. Gene Ontology annotation, cellular component: centrosome. Gene Ontology annotation, molecular function: gamma-tubulin binding; microtubule binding; identical protein binding.